Anolis carolinensis (green anole) is the source of this 1754-nucleotide messenger RNA. RefSeq names its product alcohol dehydrogenase 1A. Gene Ontology annotation, biological process: retinoic acid metabolic process; retinol metabolic process. Lineage: Eukaryota; Metazoa; Chordata; Lepidosauria; Squamata; Anolidae. The transcript is spliced from 9 exons. Gene Ontology annotation, cellular component: cytosol. Gene Ontology annotation, molecular function: zinc ion binding; all-trans-retinol dehydrogenase (NAD+) activity. The record is from RefSeq and is a predicted model, not a curated record. The coding region runs from base 141 to 1271 and encodes 376 amino acids.
UUGUGCAGUUGGAGCUGGAAGGAGCACUGAUUAGUAGUCGGUCCAAUAUCCAUUGAACAGUAAAGGUUAUUUAGAUUAUUGGCUUUCUGAAGUGAGAAAGCAAAGAAGAACAGAAUCUGCAAAACCAAGGAAGAGACACGAUGAGUACUGCAGGCAAGGUCAUUAAAUGCAAAGCAGCAAUUGCUUGGGAGAUUAAGAAACCCCUGAGCAUUGAACAGAUAGAAGUAAGCCCUCCAAAGGCUCAUGAAGUUCGCAUUAAGAUUUUGGCCACAGGGAUAUGUCGCUCAGAUGACCAUGUGAUCAGUGGUGCUUUUGCUAUGCCUUUACCAAUGGUUCUGGGCCAUGAAGCAGCUGGUGUUGUGGAGAGCGUUGGAGAGGGAGUCACCUGUGUAAAACCAGGAGACAAAGUAAUCCCACUCUUUGUUCCACAGUGUGGAAAAUGCAGCUCUUGCCAAAGUACCAAAGGCAACCUCUGUACUGCAAAUGACCUCAGUAGUGGUCAAGGCUUAAUGCCAGAUGGCACCUGCAGGUUCACCUGCAAAGGAAAGAGUCUUCACCAUUUCAUCAGCACCAGUACCUUCACUGAAUACACUGUGGUGCAUGAAAAUGCAGUGGUCAAGAUUGAUGAUGCUGCCCCUUUGGAAAAAGUAUGUCUGGUUGGCUGUGGGUUUUCUACUGGUUAUGGAGCAGCUGUUCAAACAGCAAAGGUGGAGCCUGGGUCUACCUGUGCUGUCUUUGGCUUGGGAGGAGUUGGUCUCUCAGCAGUGAUGGGUUGCAAAGCAGCUGGAGCAUCACGAAUCAUUGGUGUGGACAUCAACAAGGACAAAUUUCCUAAGGCGAAAGAGUUGGGAGCCACCGAGUGCGUCAAUCCCCUGGAUUUCAAGAAGCCCAUCAAUGAAGUGCUGUUUGAUUUGACAGGCGGAGAAGGUGUAGACUAUUCAUUUGAAGUGAUUGGGCGUAUAGAUACCAUGACUGCAGCUCUGGCUUCUUGCCACAACAACUAUGGGACCAGUGUGAUUGUGGGAGUGCCUCCUUCAGCAGCUCAAAUCUCUUUAGAUCCAAUGUUGCUUUUCACAGGACGUACCUGGAAAGGAUCAGUCUUUGGAGGAUGGAAGAGCAAGGACUCUGUCCCUAAACUCGUUUCUGAUUUCAUGGGGAAGAAAUUCAUUUUGGAUCCACUGAUAACACACACAAUGCCUUUUGAGAAAAUUAAUGAAGGAUUUGAACUGCUCCGGUCAGGAAAGAGCAUCCGCACUGUCUUGACCUUUUAAGAUCUUGGUGUAAGAAGAAGGACAGCAAAGAAUCACAGUUGAAGUUCCUUCUCUAAAAUGUUGACAUCUACAGCGUGCAAUGUUUUUCUUUCCUUCUCUUGCUCUAUGCUCACAUCUUCUUAAUGGACUGAAUGGAUGCUGGAAACUCUUGAAGAGAUUUAUUUUUGAAAGAAUAUCACCAUUAUGGCUUAAAAUAUAUACAUACUUGCUAAAUGAAUUGUCCAGAUAAUGGCAGAAAGCCAGCUCCAGCCACAUAAAAUAUAUCUUUUUGGCAUAAUAUAUUUUUCACACAAUGAUCUCUUUCUCCCUUCAUUUUUUUUAAAUCACAAUUCUCCCAUGUUAAUAGUCAUGAUGUGAUCAUGGUUUUCUUUUUAGCUUGAUUAUUUGUUUCCAAUCAAGAGAUGAUGUACUAUAUUGGACUAAAAUGCUUAGCUUCAUGUGUUUGGUCUCUGAGUUAAUAUUAAAUAUAAACUUUUGUCUUGA